AUGUCUGCAAGGCAAAGAAGCUGUAACUUUAAUGAAGACCGUAUAAGUGGACUACCAGAUGCCAUCCUCAUCCAUAUUCUCUCCUUAUUGCCAACAAUCGAUUCUCUGAACACAAUCUUGAUUCGACGAUUUAAUCACCUCUGGCCAUUCAUCCACACACUCACUUUUGAUCAAUGCAUGUUUCCGGGGCAUAACUAUGUCUAUUAUAGUCAAGCUAAUCGUCCUGACUAUGACGAAAGGUUCUUGAACUUUAUUCGUCAUGUGAUUCUUCUUAAUAAGAGCCCAACUCUUUAUAAGUUCUGCCUUGAUUUUCAUUUUAGUAUAUCUCAUUCAAUUCGACAGAGAGUAUCCAACAGAUGGCAGUAUGACUGUUUGAGGAGUGAGAAAAGAAUGGCUAAUGAAAUUGGUACUUGGAUCCAGUUCGCAUUAAAUAAGAAUUUGAAGGUCCUUGACUUGUCCAUCUCUGCACAUGGUACAUUUGAGCCCUGGGCUUAUUAUGAUCUGCCUAAUUUUAUUCUAAGCAGUCCUCAUUUGGUUGAACUCCGAUUGGCAUACUGUAAGAUCAAUGCAAAAAAGAAGAGCGAGUUGAAGGCUCUAACAACAUUUUCUCUUGAUAAUGUUAUGCUAAUGGAUCAAUCGAUGGAUUAUAUUCUAUCUGGUUGCCCGGUGCUUGAGGAAUUGACUCUGUGGUUUUGCUACGGCCAUAGAAGACUGGUUCUGCUCAAUUCGAAUUUAAAGACAUUGGUACUUGGCAUUAGAUGGUUUGGAACAAGGAUACACGUCUCAUGUCCAACUCUCCUAUCAUUAGACAUGUCUGAAACUGUGGAGGUACUGGAUAUUAUCAAUGUAGCAUCUAUUGUUGAAGUGUCUGUCAAUCGUAUGGAGAAGUUUGAUUUCAAAGAGUACAAGGAUUAUCAAGAAAUGAGAAUACUCCUCCAAAUAAUUACUGGGGCCAAAACUCUCAAGCUAUGUUCCUGGUUUGCUCUGGUAUGUGGCUUUUUCUCUUUCUCCACAACUUCUCCAGGUAUAUUUGAGAUUUCUGACUUUAUGGAGAAAUAG
Nicotiana tabacum (common tobacco) is the source of this 1059-nucleotide messenger RNA. The record is from RefSeq and is a predicted model, not a curated record. Lineage: Eukaryota; Viridiplantae; Streptophyta; Magnoliopsida; Solanales; Solanaceae.